UCCAUGCAAUAUCCGGUUCUUUCUUGCUCCGCGUUGGAGAGUGUGGUUGUCGAACUUUUCAUUAAUUAUUAUUAUUGAAUUUCUAAAAACCUAAAAUGGGUCGUAUGCACGCACCAGGGAAGGGUAUAUCCCAAUCUGCUCUUCCCUAUCGAAGAAGUGUCCCAACAUGGUUGAAGCUUUCACCAGAAGAUGUGAAGGAUCAUAUCUUCAAGCUGGCUAAGAAGGGUCUGACUCCAUCACAGAUUGGUGUCAUCUUGAGGGAUAUGCAUGGAGUGGCCCAGGUGAGGUUCGUCACUGGCAACCAGAUCCUGAGAAUAAUGAAGGCCAUGGGUCUGGCUCCCGACCUCCCCGAGGAUCUGUACUACCUCAUCAAGAAGGCGGUGGCUAUCAGGAAACACCUUGAGAGGAACAGGAAAGACAAGGACUCCAAGUUCCGACUUAUCCUGGUAGAGUCAAGAAUCCACAGACUGGCCCGUUACUACAAGACCAAGUCAGUGCUCGCUCCCAACUGGAAGUACGAGUCUAGCACAGCUUCUGCACUCGUCGCGUAAACUAUGGUUUUAUUGGUUAUAAGUUUUCAAUAAAAUAACUUCCACAA
Macrosteles quadrilineatus (aster leafhopper) is the source of this 598-nucleotide messenger RNA. It is a transcript of the gene RpS13, whose product is annotated as 40S ribosomal protein S13. The coding region runs from base 96 to 551 and encodes 151 amino acids. The record is from RefSeq and is a predicted model, not a curated record. Lineage: Eukaryota; Metazoa; Arthropoda; Insecta; Hemiptera; Cicadellidae. Gene Ontology annotation, cellular component: ribosome; nucleolus; cytosolic small ribosomal subunit. The transcript is spliced from 4 exons. Gene Ontology annotation, biological process: translation. Gene Ontology annotation, molecular function: structural constituent of ribosome; small ribosomal subunit rRNA binding.